Corylus avellana is the source of this 2841-nucleotide messenger RNA. RefSeq names its product scarecrow-like protein 6. NCBI's taxonomy places the organism in Eukaryota, Viridiplantae, Streptophyta, Magnoliopsida, Fagales, Betulaceae. The record is from RefSeq and is a predicted model, not a curated record.
UAUAUGUUGCACGCAUCCAUAGCAGAAGACACAAGGAAGACAGAGUGCUCCAAAGAGAGAAGAAAGAAAACCCCACCAAAGUGUUUAUUUUUUUCCUAAACCAAAGCACAAGAAGGAGGAGGAGGAGAUGAUGCCAAAAAUGGGUUUGAGCUAUAUUACAAAAAUAUAGAGCCCUUGGUGCAGAAGAGAGAAGAGAGAAGAAGAGAGGAAAGGGAGGGGAGAGAGGAGGAAGCAAGUGGCAGUUUGAGAUGAAGGCCAUGCCCCUGCCCUUUGAGGAGUUUCAAGGGAAGGGGGUGUUAGAUUUCUCUACUGCUUCUUCAGAUUCACUGCCCCAGCACCACCAGCACCGUCAGCAUCAUCAUCAUCAUCAUCAACAUCAGCAUCAGCAUCAACAAAAGUGGCACAUCAACAAAGAAAAUUGCUAUGUGGGCACUGAGCCCACCUCAGUUCUUGACACUAGAAGAAGCCCAAGCCCUCCCACUUCAACAUCCACCCUGUCUUCCUCUCUCGGCCACGGCGGCGGCGGCGGCGGCGGCUCCACUGACACCACCACCACAAACAACAACAACAACACAACCGGCGUGGCGGCGGCGGCGGCAGCGUCAGCAACAGCAGCCUCAGCCUCAGCCUCCGUCGAGAACCCGCCCCACCACGCCGGCGUCGACAUAGGUGAAAAAUGUGGGCUGAGAAUGGAGGAUUGGGAGGGCGUGUUGUCUGAGUCCCCACCUGGCCACGAGCAGUCCAUUCUCCGGCUGAUUAUGGGGGAUAUUGAGGACCCAUCUAUGGGAUUCAACAACAUUGAAUUCAACGCUGGUUUCGGCAUCGUAGACCAAGCUACUAGCUUCGGUCUCGAACCCAUUUCCGCAGCAAAUUCCGUUCCCAACAUUGAUCCUUCUUUACCUCUGCCCUCUCCCGAUUUUCCCUUCGGCAAUGCAAGGUUUGGUUCGGUUUCCACUCCCAACCCGCACACCAACCAUUUGUUCUCCGUUCCAGCAAGCAAUCUUUUACCGGGCGUAUUCCAUCAACAACAGCUGCAAGCAAUGGAAGCCGUGGAUGAGAAGCCACAGAUUUUCAAUCCCCAGAUGAUAAUCAAUCAGAAUCAAGCUCAGUAUGCUCAAAACCCGGCUAUGUUUAUGCCUUUGACGUAUGCCCAGUUGCAAGAGCACCAACUUCUUUCACCGCCGCCGGCGAAAAGGCUCAAUCCCGGCGGUAUUGGUUCAAACUAUCCGGUCCCACCAUCUGGGCCAGACAUAAUUUUUCGGCGACAACCGAGUCAGAUGCUUCCUCAGCAACAGAGGCCAAUGAUGGCGGCGGCGAAGCAGAAGAUGGCGAGCGAUGAAUUGGCGAGCCAGCAACAGCAGCAGCAGCAGCACCUUCUUCAGCAGGCCAUAGUUGACCAGAUACUAAAGGCAGCAGAGCUGAUCGAAACAGGGAAUUCGAUACUCGCGCAAGGGAUAUUGGCGCGGCUCAAUCACCAGCUCUCUCCAAUCGGUAAGCCUUUCCAAAGGGCUGCUUUCUAUUUCAAGGAGGCCUUGCAAUUUCUCCUCCAUAUGAACACCACUGGUAAUCCUUUGCCUUUGUCACCACAACCACCACCGCCUAUUAGUCUCAUAUUGAAGAUUGGUGCUUACAAGUCUUUUUCCGAGGUCUCCCCUGUUCUUCAGUUUGCCAAUUUUACUUGUAACCAAGCCCUUCUUGAGGCCUUUGAAGGCUGUGAUAGAGUUCACAUUAUAGACUUUGAUAUUGGUUUUGGUGGGCAAUGGGCCUCUUUUAUGCAGGAGCUCGCCUUGAGAAAUGGCGGUGCUCCUGCUCUUAAAAUCACUGCAUUUGCAUCCCCAUCCACACACGAUGAACUCGAGCUCGGUUUCACUCUAGAAAAUCUGAAACAUUUUGCUUCUGAUAUUAACAUUGCAUUUGAGUUCGAAAUUGUGAACAUUGAACACUUGAACUCCAGUCCUUGGCCACUACCACUUCGUUUCUCGGAGACUGAAGCAAUUGCUGUGAAUUUGUCAAUUGUUUCCUUAUGGAAUUACCCUGUAUCCCUUCCUUCGGUCCUCCGUUUUAUAAAGCAGCUCUCCCCCAAAAUUGUUCUCUCUUUGGAUAGAGUCUGUGAUCGAACCGAUGCCCCAUUUCCCCACCACAUUAUUCAUGCCAUUCAAUCUUAUUCGGGCCUGCUCGAAUCACUGGAUGCUGUUAAUGUGAACCCUGAUGCCCUGCAAAAGAUAGAGAAGUUUUUGCUGCAGCCGGGCAUUGAGAAAAUUGUGCUGGGCCGCUACCGUCUGCUUGAUCGAACGCCUCCGUGGAAGAAUGUAUUUUUGUCAUCUGGGUUCUCCCCCUUGACAUUCAGUAACUUUACCGAGUCGCAAGCUGAGUGUCUGGUGCAGAGGACUCCGGUUCGGGGGUUCCACAUCGAGAAGAAACAGUCUUCGCUUGUUCUCUGCUGGCAGCGGAAGGAGCUCGUCUCGGCUUCAGCUUGGAGGUGCUGAGAGGAAGGAGGAGUAGCAUUUUGGAAAUGAUUCCCACCAAUUAAUUUUCAUUGCUAAGGUGCUUCAUAACUUACUGUUUUAGUUGAUCUUUUUUCAAAUUACCAAGUCUGUGGUUCUCCUUUGCUAAUUGUCUAUGAGCUUUAGGCCUAUUGUUCCCAAUCAAGAAACCAAAUAUUUUAGUAACUGGAUGGCUUUGUACAGUUGCUUAUGUUUAGUCUCUUACUUUGAAUAUUGGUAUUACUGUAAUGUUGUUUUUUCAUGUCUAAGGUGGUGGUGGUGGUUAUUGUUUGUUGUACACUUGACAACAAUGCAACCAAGUUAUCAAGUAAAAAGAAUUUAACCCUUCUGAUAUUAA